GCACACGAAUACUGGUUCAAUAAAGCAGUCAUCUAGGUGGAAUAAUACAGUUGAGGUGACGUGUGGGGAAGAUAGAAUGUCGAAGUGUCUAAAGUGUCUGUGUCCCUGCUGUUUUUCAUCAGCAAAGAAACAAGCGGACAUUCCUUUAUCACAGAGAAAAACACCGCUUCGCAUUGUUAUGAUUGGAAAAACUGGAGUGGGAAAAAGUGCGGUUGGAAACACCAUUCUUGGAAAAGAAAUUUUUAAAUCAGCCCCUUCUGCAAACUCUGUUACUAGUGAAUGCAGAAAAGAAAAGGCACAUGACCAAAGAGACAUUUAUGUGAUAGACACGCCUGGAGUUCUGGACACCAAUACCAGUUCAAGAGAACACAUCAAAAGAGAAAUCGUGAGAUGCAUUCAGGUGUCAGCUCCAGGUCCUCACGCGUUUCUGCUGGUGAUACAAGUCGGCCGUUUCACAACUGAGGAGAAAAAUUCUGUGCGAGCCCUACAAGAGAUCUUUGGAGAAGAAGCUUCUAAAUACAUGAUAGUGGUCUUCACUCAUGGAGAUGCGCUCAGAGGUCAGUCAAUAAAAGACUAUGUGAGAAGUGGUCACGACGACCUCCGUAGAGUCAUCCAGAGCUGUGGGAGUAGAUAUGUUGUUUUUGACAACACUGACGUGAGAAAUCGAUCUCAGGUGAAAAUAUUACUAGAGAAAAUAGAUGAGAUGGUGGCAGCCAAUGGAGGAGGAUGCUUUACUCAGGAAAUGUACGAAGAAGCUGAAGAACUCAUUCAACAACAGAAGAUGGAGAGAGAGAUGGCCGAGCUUCUGGAGUAUGAAUUUAGCUUUCUUGAGGACCUUAAUAAAAGAAUCGCUCUUUUCCACCAAGCAUUGCUUGGGGACAUUUACCAAAAUUCUGUGUUUGAUGAUCAGAUGUCAUCAUAAUUUUUUGUUACGUUUAAAAUUCAUCAUGUGGAAAAAGCACAUCUUUCGGACUAGAGAUCAGGGCCCGUAUUCAUGAAAAAUCUUCGUUCAAGGAGUCGCUUCGAGCGACGAAAAUCUAAGAAAAUUCUUAGAAAUGUAGGCGUUCCCCUUUAAAAUGACAGAAAAGAUCCUAGUAAAGAAAAAAGUCAUUCAUAAAGCAUCUUAACCCUUAAAAGAGCUCUCAAGGUCUUAAAUUGUUAGGAGUAGCGAGGAGGACCUUUUUACGAGGCUUAAGAGUUUCUUUAGCAGCAGAAAAAAUGGACAAAACACAUUAGAUUAAAGUGAUCAAAUGAAGAAUUACAGCACCUUCAGAACAUUAUUGUGUUGCUGUUCAUUUCCUAUCAAAUAAGUUUAGUAUUAACAGCAUGGUAAGUAAAAAUAAAGAAUAUACAUAAAUAUAUACAGUAUAUAUACUGUAUACACACACACACACGCACACACACACACACACACACACACACACACACACACACGCACACACACACACACUGUGUGGUAAAAGAGGAAAAAUUACACCUUUCAUUUGAAACACUUUAAUCUUUAUAAAAAACUAUUUUUUUCUCCUUGGUCAACCAACCAAUCACAGUCUUCAAAAGAUGUGUAAUACAUAGCAACGGGGUCAGCCCCGCCUCCUCACUAAGAUAAAAGUUUUUGUCUUUUUCUGGCUCAAAGUUUCUCUCAGAUUGGUCCUGAAUCACUUUUAAGCGAAGACUCCUACGUAGAAGCUUUUAAACUAAAUUAAGAGCUUUCUGAGAGGAUUCUAAGAAGCUUUAAGAAUACGGGCCCAGAUCCAUAUCCACGAGGAACUGUGACUGUUUUGGGAUCAAUGUCUUUGGGAAUAAAGAAAAUAUGAUAAGAUGGGCUUGGGUAACUUUGUGUAAAUGUCAAAUGGCAGCGAUUCCCAAACUUUCUCACUUGAGGACCAAACUGUCUCAAUACCCACCAAAGCUUUGAAAUGGAAAUAUGGGGAAUAAAUUAUUUGUUCUCUUUUAGUAAAGAUUAGCAUUUCAUUUUACUUUUCAUUGUUUGAAUGAAAUAUACAUUUUAUUUCAAUACCAAAAUACUAUGUGGUAAGAUAUCAGAACCAUUGUCAUUGCCUGUUAUUAAUAGCAAUAGUCCGGUAAAUCUCUGUCAGUUGUGUACAAAAUAGGUCUUGGUCACACAUGAAAUGAUUUUACUCUAAACUCUGCAUUGUGAACUGAAGUAAACAUCAAUUGCUUGUGAUGUUUCAUCAUUUCUAAGUCACCUGCUGAAUCAAUCAAACUGCUAAAUAAAUGUAGGUGAAACAUCUUAUUUUAAUUGUAACAUUAUUUAGAGAAUUACUUUCAAUUCAAAGCAUUUGACUUUAAAGAGUUGUGCAUCCACGAUCUCAUUACUAUCAGCUACCGUCAUGUACAUGUAGCCUAUGUAAAUGAGAAUGACCUUUGUCGUCUUCCUGUUUCUCCAGUUAAAGUAUGGUCUCAUUUUGUUUAAUUACAGUGAACACUUUACACAACCACCUUGACUGUGCCAUUUGUUUCGAUCGUAGCGUUUAAAACUAACUCUACAUUUUAAAGCUCCCUUUACACGACUAGUUGAAACACACCUGAAUGCAAACUCUAUGGAGCAGCAUGUAAAGGUAAAUGAAUUUGAAGGUAAAGAACAUGAAUGAACCACCUCUUAAAAUAGUUAUGAAUCCCCACCAGAUUCCGUUGCAACGUGUCUGUGCCGAUAGCCCUGUGGUUAGUGCCCCGACAUAUAGUGCCAGAGCACAACACAAUGAGACUAAUAAAAAGAGAAUAGCUUGAUAAUUACAAACAACUCCACCUCAAACACAUUAUGAAAUAAAUCAUUUUAUGUGCUGGUCACAAACAUUCAAAGCACAAAUUUCAGUCAGUUCUGUCAUGUCACAUGAGGUAUCAGUCUUUGGUAUUAGUGUAUUUUUACGACUGAGUAGUACAUGAGCUUAUUAUCAGCCUGAACGGUGCAUCCCUAAUAUAAAUGUGAAUGAAACAAUA
Molecule: messenger RNA, 2958 nt
Organism: Triplophysa rosa
Lineage: Eukaryota; Metazoa; Chordata; Actinopteri; Cypriniformes; Nemacheilidae
Exons: 4
Coding region: 77-922 (281 amino acids)
Molecular function (GO): GTP binding
Source: RefSeq, a predicted model, not a curated record